AUGUCAGCUGUUGCAGCCGUAACAAAUGACAUUGCUACAAACCCAGUAAACGAUACAAAUGUAUCAAAAAAAGCCAAAGAAGCACAGCAACAUAAAUUGAGACGGAAAAACAAGAAGAAGAAUAAAAAACUGCGUAAAGAAGAGGAAGCUAGACGUAAAGCAGAACUCGAACAGCAACAGAAAGAGAAAGAUGAUUCCCUUGAUGUUGAAAUUGAAUAUGUUGUUCAACCCGUCGAUAUGUCUUCAUUGAAGAAUAUUGAUGGCUUGUCCAAUGUUGAUGAUAGUACUCUACAGCAGUUUUCUGAAAUAUUCAAGCAUUUUCAAACUGGUAAAGCAGAAGAAGAUGAAGAGGAAUUUCCUGUGCAUGAUAACUCUGCCGCAACAGAUCGCAACAAGGACGAUAAAGAUGAUGACUCUGACAAAGAAGGCGAGGAGAUGGAUACAGAUCAAACAUUAUCAAAAAAGAAGAUGAAAAAGUUACAGCGUUUGACAGUAGCAGAAUUAAAGCAGCUUGUGAAAAAACCAGAAGUCGUAGAAUGGUGGGAUGUUACAGCAAACGAUCCUAAAUUGUUAACAUCCCUCAAGUCCUAUAGAAAUACAGUACCAGUACCCGCACAUUGGAGUAUGAAGCGUAAAUAUUUACAAGGAAAGCGUGGUAUUGAGAAGCCACCAUGGGAAUUACCUGAUUUUAUUAAAGAUACUGGUAUCAUGGAAAUGCGUGAUGCUGUUAAAGAAAAAGAAAAUGCAGCAGGAUUAAAGGGAAAAACCAAAGAAAAAGUGAAUCCGAAAAUGGGUAAACUUGAUAUCGAUUAUCAAAAACUACAUGAUGCCUUCUUCAGAUUUCAGACACGUGGUAACUACACUAAGCAUGGUGAACUUUACUAUGAAGGAAAGGAGUUUGAGACGAAAAUAAAAGAACAAAAACCCGGCCAACUGUCAGAAGAAUUAAAGGAAGCCCUCAACAUGCCACCUCUAGCCCCUCCACCAUGGCUCAUCAAUAUGCAGCGUUACGGUCCUCCACCUAGUUACCCCAAUCUGAAAAUACCUGGCUUGAAUGCUCCUAUACCAGAAGGGGCGCAGUGGGGUUAUCAUCCGGGUGGUUGGGGCCGUCCUCCUGUAGAUGAAUAUAAUCGACCUCUGUAUGGUGAUGUGUUUGGUGUGGCUCAGCCUUCUGCUGCUCCACCAGAGAUUGUCGAGCCUGUCGACAAAAAUCUGUGGGGUGAGCUCGAAUCAGAGGAAGAAUAUGAAGAAGUAGAGGAGGAGGAAGAAUCGGAAGAAGAAAGUGAGGCCGAAGAAGCGAAGGAAGAGGAGCCCACAGGAGCAGAGAUGGCCGAUGGUUUGGUCACGCCUUCGGGUAUGGCUUCAAUUGCAUCCGGCUUAACUACUCCCGAUCAUAUAGAAUUGCGUAAAGAUCGCAAGAAGGAAGAAGAUGAGGGUCCUAAGCAACUUUAUCAAGUAUUACCAGAAGUAUCCAAGAAUAUUACUGGAUUUAUGGGAUCACAGCAUGGAUAUGACUUAUCAGCCGUGAAUAAAGCUACCCUGGGUGUCGAGAUGUCAACAGGAAGAGCUGGUAAACGUAAAGCGGAAAAUAUUGACGUGGCUAUUGAUCCAAGUGAACUAGAGAACGGCGGUUUGGACGAGGCUACCUUACGUGCUAAAUAUGAGGCUCAAAUGAGAGCCAAGUUACCAGUAGGUGCAGGUAGUGAAGAUUUAUCUGAUAUGUAUGCUGAGCAUGCCAGUAGACAAGCUAAAAAAGCAAGAACUCAGGACAGUCGAAAGGAAGCUAAAAAGAAGGAAUUUAAAUUCUAG
Mycotypha africana is the source of this 1809-nucleotide messenger RNA. RefSeq lists its product as uncharacterized. Gene Ontology annotation, biological process: mRNA splicing, via spliceosome. NCBI's taxonomy places the organism in Eukaryota, Fungi, Mucoromycota, Mucoromycetes, Mucorales, Mycotyphaceae. The record is from RefSeq and is a predicted model, not a curated record. The transcript has 4 exons. Bases 1 to 1809 code for a protein of 602 amino acids. Gene Ontology annotation, cellular component: U2-type spliceosomal complex; catalytic step 2 spliceosome; U12-type spliceosomal complex.